Messenger RNA from Jaminaea rosea, 2535 nucleotides. RefSeq lists its product as hypothetical. Bases 1 to 2535 code for a protein of 844 amino acids. The record is from RefSeq and is a predicted model, not a curated record. The transcript is spliced from 2 exons. NCBI's taxonomy places the organism in Eukaryota, Fungi, Basidiomycota, Exobasidiomycetes, Microstromatales.
AUGGCAGAGACGCUCUACCGCUAUGCUCAGCGCGAGCGCUUCUUCUCUGACCAGCCUACUGUCUGGAACGGUAUCGCGCUCCGUCUCUCCAAGGGCCAAUAUGUCUCGUGCCCGUCAGAGGACCCGCGCAUGGACCCCUGGAUCAACGCCCUCGCGGUACUGAAUUGCGAGGCCGCCUGCACUAUCACUUCUACCGUCGUUGCCGGCAUUACCCACACCCUCACACCUGGAACCACCGAGAUUGCCCUCUCUGCCGUCGAGCGCGUUCAAGUUGUCGAGACCAUCGAGGACCUCGCCACGGUACGCAAGGCACAGGGCGCUGCCUUCGUCCGCCCCGAGGCCAGGCUCAUUGUCUGGGCCGACAAGGUCGAAGACCUCAUGACAGCCGCUCGCGCCAUCGACGCCAAGAUGGUUCGCUUCGUCUGGGAGCGCGCCACGGGCAAUAAGUCGAACCUUCCUAUGAGCAACUCCGGCGGGUCCCUCAGCUCAGCAGCUUCGUCGCAGCACAACUUGGUCCCCACUGAGGGCACUCGUCGCGCCGCUGGGGGUGAGCGUCUCAUCACGGUGCAGCCCACGAUCGACGAGAAGAGCGAAGGGAACGUCGAUCCGGAGCAGCUCGUUACCUACCAGGAACGCGACACUCCUCUCCUCGCGCCGCUUCACCACGGUCUUGGCGUUGCCCUCAACGUCGUCAUCGUAUCUCUGCUCAUUCGUGCGCUCAUUUCUGAGACCGCUGUCGACAAUGACUACAUUCGCCUCGCCAUUAUCGCCGCCGCACCUGCCCUUUUCAUGGUUACCCUCUUCUUCUCUGACAACAUCAUUGGCGGUCUUCUCCAAAUUCUUGGCCCCAUUCGUCAGAUGUCCCUCAACACUCGCUACUACUCUGGUGUCGCGCCUGAGCGCAUGACCGGUGUCCUGCCGCACGUCACGAUCCAGAUGCCCGUGUACAAGGAGGACCUCGAGGAAGUCCUCGCUCCCACCAUUGAAUCCCUCAACAAAGCCAUCCAGACCUACGAGCUCCAGGGCGGAACCGCCUCAAUUCUCGUCUCAGAAGACGGUCUCCUCCUUGUCAGCGAGGAAGAGCGCCAACGCCGCCUGGACUACUAUGACCGAAACCAAGUUGCUUGGGUUGCUCGCCCUGGACACAACGUCGAUGGCUACAUCCGCAAGGGUCGCUUCAAGAAGGCCUCGAACCUCAACUUCACCUGCGCCGUCUCCCUCGCCGUUGAGAACAUUCUCGUCGAGAGGCGUCCCGCGGACCUGUCCGAGUGGACCGAGGCCGACGAGAACAAACUCUACGAGGAGGCCUUCCAGGAGGCUCUCGCUGCUGCCCACCCUCUGGCCCGCGGCUCUGGCAACAUUCGCAUCGGCGAGCUCAUCCUGAUGAUCGACUGUGACACUCGUGUCCCUACCGACUGCUUCCUCGACGCCGCCUCAGAGAUGAGCCAGUGCCCCGACGUCGGUAUUCUCCAGCACUGCUCUGGUGUUAUGCAGGUGACCAAGAACAACUACUUUGAGGCCGGCAUUGCCUUCUUCACUCGCACCGUCAACUUCGCAAUCUCUUGGGUCGUCGCCAACGGUGACCUCGCUCCAUUCAUGGGACACAACGCCUUCCUCCGCUGGUCUGCUCUUCAAGAGGUCGCGCAGGUCGACCCUGAAGACGGUGUCAAGAAGGUCUGGGCCGAGACUACUGUAUCUGAGGAUUUCGAGAUGGCUCUCAAGCUGCUCAUGAAGGGCUACAUUGUCCGCUGGGCUACCUACUCCAACCAAGCCUUCGAAGAGGGUGUCUCGCUUACCUGCGAUGAUGAGCUCAACCGAUGGCAGAAGUACGCCUUUGGUGUCUCCGAGCUUGUCUUCCGACCGAUCAAGGACAUCUGGCGUGGUCCCAUCACCCCUCUCUACCGCAAUUUCAUGUGGGCCAAGGGCAUUCCCAUCCACUACAAGUUCUGCGCUACCUCGUACAUCUUCUCCUACUACGCCAUCGCUGUCGCUCUCCCCCUUACCAUCAGUCUCUCCGUCGCUCAGGGCUACUUUGCACCUACUCUCAGCCAGGCCUUUAUCCAGCCCUUCCGCAUCUUCGUCGCCGUCAUCGUCGUAUUCAAUGGUCUCAACCUCUUUGGCCAGGUCAUGGCCAAGUUCCGCAGUCGCUGGUACUCUCUGGGCACGGCGCUCAAGGAGCAUCUCAUGUGGUUGCCCUUCAUGCUUAUUUUCUUCACUGGCCUCUCGUACCAUGUUCUCACGGCCGUUCUGGCUCAUCCAUUGGGCUACAACAUGACCUGGGGAUCUACAAACAAGUCUCUGGACGACUCCAACUUCUUCAUCGAGCUGCCUGCGAUCUUCAAGAAGUACUGGCGCAUGCUGAUUGUCGCCGUGGUUACCAUUGCCGGCUUCAUCAUCAUCUCAACGACACUGCUUCCCAUCGAAUGGCAGCUGCACGGCGGUGCCACAGUACUCUUCUGCCCCAUCUGGCUGGCUGGCGGCCACAUUCUCUACCACAUCGCCCUCAACCCCCAGCUGCUGCGCUUCUCCUUCUGA